GGCAUCAUGUAAUGAAAUACCAGCUCAACAAUCCUUUAACUGCUUUAUCAGCUUCACCGGAUCUAAAUCAUGUUAUUGUGGCGGGUAGUUCUGUACUGAAAAUUUUAAAUGUGUCUGAACGAGAAAUUACCGAGGAAUACAAUCUUAUUGUUAGACAUGGCAGUAGAAAUAGUAAUAUUACUGAUGUUAAGUGGGGUAACGCUUUCACAAAGAAUAAAGUAGCAACCGCUGCGACAACUGGUUCAAUUUCUAUUUGGGAUGUAGGAAAUGGUCAACCUAGGGAUGAACUAAAAAUAAAUGCUCACAAUCGUGCUGUGAAUAGAAUAUGUUUUAGUCCAAGACAAGGUGAUUCCCUCUUAAGCGCGUCGCAUGAUGGUACAAUUAAAUUAUGGGAUCUGAGGGACCCGAACUCAAAACCUGUCGUAUUUGACGGCAGAUCAGAAAGUGUUCGUGAUGUGCAAUUUAAUUCAGGAUCUAUAUAUGAAUUUAUCUCCGCAUUUGAAAACGGAAUAAUUCAGAAAUGGGACCUAAAAAAACCAAAUAUCUGUGAACGCAGAAUUAAUGCACAUGUAGGACCAGUUCUUGCAAUUGACUGGCAUUCUGAUGGGAGAACGAUUGCUAGUGGUGGACGAGAUAAAACUAUUAAAAUAUGGGAUAUGAGUACAUAUGGUAUGAAACCAAAGGAGACGAUUUAUAGUAUGUCCAGUGUAGCACGUGUCCAAUGGCGGCCUAAUAAUCCAUCAGAAAUUGCUUCUUGUUCGUUACAAGGCGAUAAUCAUCGAAUUUUUGUGUGGAAUAUAAAGAGACCUUAUAUUGCAAGUUACUUCUUUGAAGAGCACGUGGAUGUUCCAACUGGAUUUUUAUGGCGAGAAUCUGAUGUACUUUGGUCUUGUUCCAAGGAUAAAUUUUUCAUUCAGCAAGACAUUAGGGAUUCUUACCGUCAAUUAGAUUUGCUAAGUAAAUGUGCAAUUGGUUGGAGUGUCUAUGAUCAGAUUGCGUUUGCUAUUGAGAAAUCCAACGAAUCACAUUCGGAAGAUCAAAAUAGAUCAAUGCCAUCGAGUAGUCAGUUUCAUAUAAUGCAAAAGAAAUCUUAUCCUAGUGUUAUCGAACCUCGUAGUGAAGAUCACCAUCAAUUACAACAAAAAACUGGUUCUAUAUCACUUCCAACGUUUGACCCCAAAUCUUUUUCAUAUCUUGCUAUAAAUUAUAUUUCAUCUGGUUCGGAUAUUUGGACUAUGUGCGACCAUAAUGCAAAGAUUGCCUGGGAUGUUCAAAGAUACCGAACUGCCCAGACGUGGAAAGUUGUUCAAUUAUUAUACGGGAAGAAAACACCAUCUGAAGUGAACAAGACAGAAUCUAACAAAGAUAAGGAAGGGUCGGAAGAAUCUUCUUUGAAAGAUUUAUCAUCAGCUAAUCAUUCCAAAUCACCAAGCGAAGCGAAAGAUACUGAUUCUUUAAAGGAUCAUAACAGCAUCGUAGAUAAACCUAUAAAUCCCGCAGCUGAUAUUGAUGAAGAUUCGUCUUAUUCGGAUAGUGAUCCACCUUCUGACGAUGAUACUGAGGACAAAUCUUGUCUUAAACGUGAACAAACCCCGGCUCCAACUACUAAUACAAUUGUUAGAUCAGAGUUUAAGGCCCCUUCAUGGGAUAAAGAACCAAUGAUGGCACAACUACUUGAUUAUUAUGCAGAACAGGGUGAUGUGCAAAUGUGUGUUACUUUGAUUUUGGUUCUUGGAGAUAAACUCAAGAUAAAUGAAGAAAGAGCAAAACAGUGGUUUUAUUCAUAUGUUGACCUUUUGCACCGGUUUCAACUUUGGUGUGCUGCUACUUCUGUGAUAAAAUAUUGUAAUAAUACGGAUAACUCCACAACGAUUUAUACGACAUGUAACAAUUGUUUUAAGUUCAUAAAUGAUGCAAAAAAUGAAUCUUGGUUGUGUGCAAAAUGCAAAAGGCUAAAUCUAUGCUCUUUAUGCCAUAUUACGGUAAAAGGAUUAUAUACUUGGUGUCAAGGUUGUAGUCACGGAGGUCAUCAUUCUCAUAUGCAAGAUUGGUUUAGUUGUAAUGAAGAAUGUCCAACUGGUUGUGGUCAUAAAUGUUUAACUUUUCUUGUUUAA
This is a messenger RNA of Racocetra persica, 2114 nucleotides long. The record is from the annotation of a GenBank genome assembly. NCBI's taxonomy places the organism in Eukaryota, Fungi, Glomeromycota, Glomeromycetes, Diversisporales, Gigasporaceae.